Messenger RNA from Hansenula ciferrii, 4122 nucleotides. RefSeq names its product Kel1p (gene KEL1). Gene Ontology annotation, biological process: regulation of cell shape. The record is from RefSeq and is a predicted model, not a curated record. Gene Ontology annotation, molecular function: protein binding. NCBI's taxonomy places the organism in Eukaryota, Fungi, Ascomycota, Saccharomycetes, Phaffomycetales, Wickerhamomycetaceae. The transcript has a single exon. The coding region runs from base 1 to 4122 and encodes 1373 amino acids.
AUGACUCCUUUCAAGUUUGGUAAGAAGAACAAAGCUAAGGACAAAAGAAGUUCCAAGGAACAACAAGCUGGUCUUAAUGAUUCUGCUUUUUCAUCUCCUGUUUCAAAUAAAGGUGAAGAUUCUCCAACUUUUUCAAAUUAUUCAAAUCAUUCAAAUAUAAGGAAUAAUAAUGAUCAGGGGAAUCAAGGUAAUCAAGGGAACCAAUUCAAUUCUCCUCAACAGUUUAACAAUUCUCCUGCUCAACAAAACCCACAAUUUAAAGAUCAAGGUGUUGGGAUAGUUUAUGAUCAAAAUAAUAAUUAUCAUACUAAAUCACCUCAAAAAUUUAAUCAAUUUGGUCAACCUCCAACUAAUCCAAAUACUCCAAGAUCAUUACCUUUCAAUCAAUCUCCACAACAAGGUCAAGGUCUACAAGGUGGUCAACAAGGUCAAUUCAAAAAUCAACCUCAUCCUCAAUAUGGUCAACCUUUACCUCCAAAUGCAAUUCAACAACAACAACAAGGUGGUCCACAAGGUCAAGGUCAACCACCUCAACGUGCUACAUUCAAAUCACCAUGGACAAGAUCAAAAUUAUUAAUCUCUCCAUUCCCUCGUUAUAGACAUACCGCAUCAAAUUAUUCAAAUGAAAAAGGUGAAAUUUUCAUAAUGGGUGGGUUACAUAACACUAGUGUUUAUGGUGAUACAUGGAUUCUUAAACCAGACUCUUUAGAUGGUGAACCAAAAAAUUUCCAAUCAUUCCAAAUUGAUAUAUUUGAUAAUUCUCCUGCUCCAAGAGUUGGUCAUGCUUCUACACUAUGUGGUAAUGCAUAUGUUAUAUUUGGUGGUGAUACCGUUACAAAUGAAUUUGGUGAAAUUGAUAAUGAUUUAUAUCUGUUCAAUAUGAAUUCUCAUGCUUGGACUAUCCCAUCUCCUGUGGGGAAAAGACCUUCAGGUAGAUAUGGUCAUUCAAUUGGUGUUAUUGCUAUAACAAAUUUUGAUUCAAAAGUUUAUUUGUACGGUGGUCAAUUAGAUGAUGUUAUUUUUAAUGAUUUAUGUGUUUUCAAUUUAUCAAGUUUUAGAAGACCUGAUGUUCAUUGGGAAUGGAUUAACCCUAAAGAUAAUAUUCGUCCUCCUCCUUUAACUAAUCAUUCUAUGGAUGUUUAUGAUAAUAAAUUAUGGAUAUUUGGUGGUUCAAAUGGUAAGAAAUUAAAUAAUGAAAUUUGGUGUUUUGAUCCAGAAUUAGAAAGAUGGGAUCAAAUUAAAACUUUAGGACAAUUACCAAAACCUGUUGAAGAACAUGCUUCAGUUAUUUAUAAAGAUUUACUUAUAAUUUAUGGUGGUAAAGAUUCUCAAGGUGAAGCUGUUUCAGAUUUAUUCUUUUUGAAUUUAAUCACCAAAACUUGGUUUAAAUUCCCAACAAAUUUCCCAUUGGAACCACAAGGUAAAUAUGGUCAUACUUUAUCAAUCCUCAAGAAUGAUAAAUUAUUAAUCCUUGGUGGUCAUUUACCAGAUUAUUCCAACUUGGGUGAUAAUUUAGAAGUUUCAAAUAUUGAUAAUGGAGUAGGAACAAUUUUAAAUUUAUUAGACCUAUCAAACCUAGUUAAAUUAGUCCCAGGAUUACAACAAUAUUCAACGCCAAAUAAAAUCCAAGAUUCAAGAUUCCCAAAUCAACAUCAAGGUCAUCAAGGACAACAACAAGGAAAUUUAUUUACACCACAAAAAACUCCACAAGGUCAAAUUGAUUCUCCAAUUCAAUCAAAAUCUCCACAACAAUUACCUCAAGGUCAAGGUCAAAGUCAAGGUCAAGGUAAUCCACAACAAGUACAAACCAGAGGAUUUUCAAAUUCAAGUGGAAAUUAUGGUCAAGGUGGUCAAGGUCCAAAUAGUGCAAAUUCAAAUGGUCCAAGUAGAUCAAUUCCAAAUGUUGGAGAUGGAACAGGUGCUGCAGUAGGGGCAGGUAUUGGGGCAGUUGGUUCAGCAGUUGGAUAUGGUUCUCAAAAUGUUUCCAAAAAUUCAUUAGGUUCAAAUCAAGGUCCUCAAGGUUUAUCACAAGGUCCAGGUACUCAAGGCCCACAAGAUUUAUCGCGUCAAUUCUCAGCAGAAGAUGUAUUCCAAAGAGAAAGAAGAAACUUAACACCAAAGAAUUUAUCCCAAACUCCAGAAAAACCAUUAAAUAAUAACCUAAACGUUCCAAGUACAGGUCAAGUUUUUUCAUCACCUGAAGAAGGUGAAUUACCAUUACAAAUCCCAUCACCAAUCAAAACUGAAAAUGAAAUUCCAGGUUCUUUCCCAACUAAUAUUUCAUCAGGUCAAUCAGGUCCAGAAUCACAAGAAGGGAAAUUUUAUCAAGAUGAUUUUAAAACUCCACAAGGUUCACCUUCCAAGACUAGUUUAGUUCCUGGAGAACAUGGACAAACUGAAGAACUUGUAGAAGAUGAUGAAGUUGAAGAUGCAGAUGAAUAUUUAAGACCUCAUAUAUAUAAAAAUGAUGAUGCUAAACAAUCAGAUUUUUUGGAUUCUUAUGUUGAUGGAAAUUCAACAAGUGAUUUAGUUGAAAAAGGUGAUGAUGAAGAAGUUGGUACUGUUGGUACUACUGGUUCAGGUGUUGGUAUAGGUAUUGCUGGUGCUACUGCAGGUAUUGCAGCUGUUGGAGGAGUUGCAGCUGUUGGUAACUUAGGUUCAAGUUCUUCAGCUUUAAAGAGUCCUGAAGUAAAAGAUCAAUUAAAAUCAACUAGUGAUGUUGUUUUAAAUCCAAGUGAUGAAUUAGGAUCAAGAGGGAUUGAUGUUAAGAAUCGUGAUGUUAAUCCAAGUACAUCAAGUGGUACUGGUGUCACUGGUACUGGGAUUAAAGGAGUCUCUGGUAAUAGAGAUUUUAGUACAGCAAGUGUAUCAAGUUUUGGAAAUCAAGAUCGUGAAGAAUUUAAAAAAAUUAUUAAUUCAUUAUCAAAAGAAUUGGAUUCUUUGAAAUCAUCUACAAAUAAACAAGUUAAAGAAGCUAGUUCAAAAGUUAAAGAAUUGGAAUUGGAGAAUGAUGAAUUAAAGAAAAAAUUGAAUUCUGGUGUUGGUUCUACUGGUGUCGUUGGUGGUGGCUCUACUGGUACUAGAGAAUUAAGUACUGAAGGUACCAAAGAUUUACAAGAUGAAGAUGAAAAUAGUUAUAAAAGAAAACAUAUUAAAUUAAAUACAGAUUAUCAAAUCUUGAAUCAAAAACAUCAACAAUUACAAUCAAAACAUGAAGAAAUUGAAUCAAUCUUUGAAUCAAAUUUAAUUGAUUUAUCAAAGUUAAAUAAUAUUAUUAAAAAACAAGGUGAAACUUUAGAAGAAACUCAAAAAUCUUUACAAGAUCAAGAAGAUUGGAAAUUAAAAUAUGAUGAAUUAGAAUCUAAAUUUGAAGCUUUGAAUAAAAGAUUUGAUGAAUUAAGUGAAUCAAGAAGUAAAGGAUUUAAUGAAACUAAUCAAGAAGUUAAAAAUUUGAAUUUAGGUCUUGAUUCAUUCUUGAGUAAAUAUUUGAAAUCCAAUGAUGGAAGUGAAUCUACUGAAGGUACAAGAGGAUUAAAAUCAAGUACUGGAAAUAUCGGUGAUUCAGAUGAAGUUACAACAAGUUUGAAAAAUCAAAUUGAUGAAUUAUUAAAAGAAAAUGAAGAUAUUCAUACACAACAUAAAUCAUUAACAAAUAAAUUAUCAUCAUUUGAAUCUAAUCAAGAAGAAUUAGAAUCUCUAAGAUUAAAAAUUUCAGAAUUAUCCAAGAUUGAAGAAAAUUAUAAAGAUUCUUUACAUUCAGUUAAAAAUUCAUCAAGAGCUUUACAAGUUUCACAAAAUGAAUUAAAUAAACAAAAAGAAUUAACAACUAAAUUACAACAAGAAUUAGAUGAAUUGAAAAUCUUUAGAGCAAAUAGAAAAUCCUCAAGAAAUACAACACCAAUUGUUAAUGAUUUUGCUAAAAAAGAUUUACCAAAAGGUACAACAGGUACUACAACUGAUGAAGAUGAAGAAGAUUUUGAAAAUGCUCAUUUUAAUUUAAAAUUAAGAGAUUUACAAGCUGAAUUAUUCAUUACAAAGCAAGAACGUGAUGAAUUAAAACAAGAUGUUUUAGAUUUAAAGAAAAAGUUAUUAAAUUCUUCAACUCCAACUGGAUCUUUUUAG